Molecule: messenger RNA, 1875 nt
Organism: Eimeria maxima
Lineage: Eukaryota; Apicomplexa; Conoidasida; Eucoccidiorida; Eimeriidae
Product: protein phosphatase 2C, putative
Exons: 10
Coding region: 1-1875 (624 amino acids)
Biological process (GO): protein dephosphorylation
Molecular function (GO): cation binding; protein serine/threonine phosphatase activity
Source: RefSeq, a predicted model, not a curated record
AUGGGAGCUUGUGGGAGUAAGAAGAGUCAGCUGAGCCGCACGGGCGAGCCGCACCAGCAGCACGACCAGCAGCAGAAGCAGCAGCAGCACGAGGAUCCUCAACAGCAGCAUCAUCAGGAUCACCGCGAGCAGCAGCAGCAGCAGCAAGACCGUGCUUUGUCGCUGCAGCACAAGCAGCAGCCAGCAGAUUCAGAUCUAACAGACCAGGCAGAGCAGGCGAGCAGCAGCAACACUUCUGCUGUAGAUCGAGCAGCAAGGAAGCAUAAAAGUUUAAAGGAGAGGCAGCGGCGUCGUUUAUCUGUUUCUGUUACUGCUGUAGAGGAUUCUGAAGGGGGUUCGAACUCGAGUCCUGCUGCUGCUGCUGCUGCAGCAGCAGCAGCAGCAACAGGUGCAACACCAGCAGUUGACGGCACAGACAGCUGCCGCAGCAAACCUAACGACAUACGAGGUCUACAUACACCCCAAAAAACAGCAGCAGCAACAACAAAGACAGACGGCAGCAAAAUUAGAUCCCUGUCAUCUCUGUCUAACAACGACAGCGAGCGCAGCAAACAGUCGCCUUCUGCAGCAGCAGCUGCAGCAGCAGCAGCAGCAGCAGCAUCGCCUGCAGCAGGAGCAGCGGGCCUCCUAACGCCGCGUGACAGCUCUCCAUGGAAGCAGCUGUCUAGAGAGAGGGAGCAGACCCCAGGGUCUCGCUCUGAUGCUCCUUCAGCAGCAGCAGGUUGUGCUGCUACUGUAGGAGAAACGCUCAACAGCAGCAGCAGCAAGAGGGGUUUCUGCCCGGAAUUACCCUUAUUAUUUGCCCCUCUUCCUUUUCCCCCAGAAGAGGCAUUCAAACAUCUCGAAGAAAUAACCGCACAAUUCCUUCUUGAACACUUCACAGCAGAUAUUCCUGAUAAAUCACGAUGCGCCGUCCUAGGCUUUCCGUCGCGAGACCGUCAGCGGGGGUUCGACAACAAGCGGAUGGACUGCGUUCUGGCGGCUAGUGAUGAGUGCGAACACUUUGACGACUUCCAAGCACAGAUUGGCGUCGGCUGUUCUUGCAAGAAGGGUUUAAAGCCAGAGAGCCCCAAUCAGGAUGACUUUUCCUUUAUUCGGUGUUCUUCUUUUGGGGUCUACGGAGUGUUUGAUGGUCACGGCCCUUGUGGCCAUCAAGCAUCAGACUUUGUUCAUCGUGUUUUGUUAUUUUUUCUUCUUUCUCAUCCUUCUCUUCGUGAGGAUGUAGGAGCUGCAUUAAGAGGCGCAUUUCAUGCCACUCACAAGGCUCUAUUAGAGUUUUGUUCAGGGGAGCAAUCGGUGGAUUCUUCUUUGUCAGGCACGACAGCAACUCUUGUGCUGCACGAAAGAGACAAAUUAACUGUCUCCUUUGUAGGGGACUCUCGCUGUGUUUUAGCUAAAGUCGAUGCCUCCGGAUCCAUCGUACCAGCUUUCUCCACAGUCGACCACAAGCCGACAAACCCAGCAGAGAAGAAGAGAAUCGAAGCAGCCGGGGGAGAGGUGCUGCGGCUUGAUUGUGAUAUACCACACCGCGUAUUUGUUAAAGAUCAUCUCUUCCCUGGUCUAGCAAUGAGUAGAGCCAUAGGAGACGGAAUUGCGCACCAAAUAGGAGUUGUAUCCGAACCCGAAAUUGCACAGGUUCCUCUGGACGAGAGCUCUCUCUUCUUCAUUGUUGCGAGUGACGGCAUUUGGGAAUUUAUUAGCAGCGAAGAGGCCGUCACGAUAGUCUCAAGCUAUAUAACGGGAUCCCCCAAUGACGGUCAGCGAAUGAAAGAUGCGGCCGAUCGAUUGGCUUACGAAGCCUUCAAACGUUGGAUAGAUGAAGAGGGCAACGUCGUCGACGACGUGACAGUAAUUGUUGUGUGGGUUGCGCGAUAG